GCGCGUAGAGAUUAUGCUUUUAUUUUGACAGGCUGUACCGGAAACUUGGCGGAAUCUUUUUUGUGGUCAUUAUCGGAGAUUUGAAAUCAUAUUUCUGUCUUAAUUUCACCCAGUUAAAGACAUUUGUCAAAUCCUACACUUUCAUUAAUUUUCUGCCAAACGCACUGGUAUUCUAAGACAAAAACACGCAGCGGUGACGCUAGCAUUUAAAGCAGCAAAUUAAAAGCCCUACAAGGGAACUGAGAUGACGGUACAGAUAAACACCACGGAUGUAUAACGACUACAUAAUGUCUGUUGAUGUAACUAAACAAAAAAAAUCAGCCGAUACAGCCAAACAGAAGCUGUAAACAAACAAACAAACACAGCCAACUCGUCAAAAAAGGAAGAAGUACUCCGCAUGUCUCGAGGAUAAACCCAGGAUAACACGCAGGUGCCUGCUGCUGCACUUUGCGCCGUCUUCAUGGGUUCGGUUGCUCGGUGAUAACGGACCGUAAUCUGACUGGAGGCUAGACGGUUGUUGCCAUGGCGAGGUCAGCUGCUUGUUGCUGUUGUGGCUCUCUCGGCUUUUUAUAGUCCUGCUGGACCGCUAACGUUCUGUAGGACAAACCAAAGACAGCGCGCGACCUUGAAGGACGUUGUCAUGGAUUUAACGCGGCUGGCUGUGGAUGCGGGUCAGUUCAUCAACCGGGCUGUUCAGUACACGGAGGAGAGUCUUGGACAGGCGGAGAAAACGGGGUUGAACCCCGGGCUGGAGGAGCGCUUGGCCCUGGUAGAGUCCACCAAGACAUGGACAGACCAGAUCAUCUCCCAGACUGAGGUUUUACUGCAGCCUAAUGCAGGAGCCCGGUUAGAGGACCGGCUGUAUGAGCAGCUGGAUUGGAGCGUGCCACCUCGGCCUCGUGCACAUGAGGUACUGGGGGACCAAAUGACCCAGGCUGGGCUGGAGAUUGGAUCCAACACACCCUAUGGGACUGCACUGCUCAGGGUUGGAGAGACUCAAAAACGGUUUGGUGAGACAGAGAGGAAUUUUGUCCAAAGCACUAACAUCCACUUUCUCACCCCUCUGAGGAGUUUCACUGAGGGAGAAUACAGAGCCAUGCAGGAUGAGCGCAAGAUGUUGGUGAAUAAGCGUUUGGACUUGGAUAUAGCUAAGACCAGACUGAGAAAAGCCCAUGAAGCCGACAGAGAGGGCAGAAACCUGAAUGCAAACCCGUUGGAGGAGGACUACAUGUCGCAUGUCUCUUACAUGUUCAGCUUCCUGCGGGUCAAAUGGCUCAAGAUGUGGGCUCAGGAAAUCUCUCAGGCACAGAUGGAGCUCAGUAUCUGCCAGAGUCUGUUCGAUCGACAGACAGAAAUUACAGGACGAGUUGUGGAAGGAAUCAGCAACACUCACACCAACCACAUGCGGAGCCUGACUGACUUUGUGGAGGCUCAGUCCUGUUACUUCGACCAGUGCAACCAACAUGCUCAUGAGCUUCAGAAGCAGCUGGCCAGCAUCCCAGCAGUCCUCUGCUCCAAUAACUGGCAGUUAGCAAUUGGUAAUGAAGUAACACAGCCGUCUACAAACAACCAUGUAGCCAAUGAGCCUGUCAGGUUAAAUCAGGUCAAUUCAGUUUCCAUAGAAGUUCACAAAAACCCAGACUUCAGCCAGGAUUCAUGGACUGCAAAUCCAGCAGCCUCGACUGAAAAAACUACAGCUUCCAUUGUAACCACACAGCAAAAUAACAAUUACAACAACAACAACUUAUUUUCUGAUGGGCAAGCGACCAGCCACUGUUCAGCCAUCAAUCAAGAACUUCAUCAUGUCACUUCAGCUAAAAUAACAAAUGAUGGAGGUACUGGGACUGCAACAGUACCCCCUCAUCUCACUGGAAAUGAGACUCACAAUGUGAAUGCAGUAGACAGUGAGACCGCAACAACUGCUGACAUGACAACUGAGACUUUAACCACCAAUGGCAUGACAGCUGAGCCUCAAACCGCCAAUGAAAUUGCAAGGGAGCAACCCACCAUUAACGGAGAAGAUGUCCAGGAGCCAUCAGCCAUUCAGGAUGUGGAUCAGUAGCUGGGACUGACUUUAGACUGAACCUUGAGCUGAUUUGAAUCGGUUAUAAUUAGCAAUCUUCUCCCAACAAUCCGAGAUUACAGUACAGAUAGACUAUCAUUCAACAACAUUAAUUAAUCCCAUAGGGAAGAUCACGUGGACUGGUUGUAAACGUGCUUCUUUUUCUAAACGUGAGAUAGUGCCACAAUCAUUUUAGCCUUUAACCAUGUUCAUAUAUUAUUCAUGUUGUAUGCAAACGAUGACUGUUGUGUAUCAGUCACCUCUCGUGGCAAUGGCUUUGCUAUUCUGGACUGAAAAAGUUGUUUUCAGACUCUUAUUUUUUAGAUAAAUAACCAAACUAAUGAAGCUUUGUGCCAAGUGUAGAUUAUCAUUGUGAAAACAUUGAUUCUAAGUGAAUCUGUGUGUUUGUUUCCAUGUCCAUCAGUGACCCAUGUGCACACUGUCGCUUGUGUUUACAGCUUUUGCAAAUCUCUUACACAUUUAAGGAGAAGUGUGGUGUAUCUGUACGUGACUCUGCCACCUCUUAGCUCUUGUUACUGCCAGUUGAGCUCAUUUUCCAUCUGAAACAUGUUACUUACAUGUGUUUGUGACUCUGGGGAGGCGCCAAACACCACGCUGAACUGGACCUUUAUGCUGCAGCAUGGGUUAAAAUAUGUUGCCUCAUGCACAGUCUGGGUGUUUCCCCUCACACACAGUCAAAUCAAAAUACUCUCUUUUCCCCUUUUACCCCUUUAGGUGAAGUUUCCAAGUCCAGAUGUUGUUCAUUUUCUUUGUGAGGGCAGCAGGGCUCUACUGUGGUGUGAGUUCGCUCUGGGGACCCGGGAUGGAAACGCACACAUUAAUGUAGCAAUGACCCUACUGAUGUAAUCAUGAAUCAGCUCUUUGCUCUUUGUCGCAAUACAUUAUAGAUGUGUGUGUGUGUGUGUGUGUGAAUGCAUACUCACAGUUGUAGUUGCUGCCAGUUCUAAAACUGCGUGUCCAUGCAGUCAUGUUGUACGUUGAGCUGAUGUCAGCGUAAGGUUUGAUUCAUGUAAAGAUGUGGAAAUAAAUAUGCAAACA
Eleginops maclovinus (Patagonian blennie) is the source of this 3121-nucleotide messenger RNA. Its product is annotated as endophilin-B1-like. The transcript is spliced from 10 exons. Gene Ontology annotation, cellular component: cytoplasm. The coding region runs from base 641 to 2062 and encodes 473 amino acids. The record is from RefSeq and is a predicted model, not a curated record. Gene Ontology annotation, molecular function: protein binding. NCBI's taxonomy places the organism in Eukaryota, Metazoa, Chordata, Actinopteri, Perciformes, Eleginopidae.